GCGGCAGCAGCAGCAGCAGCCCCUAGGCCCCUGCACAGGAGGAACCUUGGCUGCCGGACCCCUCCUGACUUCUGAAAAUGGCGGGUGAAAUCACCGAGACGGGGGAGCUUUACUCUCCCUACGUCGGGCUGGUGUACAUGUUCAACCUCAUCGUGGGCACGGGCGCACUCACCAUGCCCAAGGCCUUUGCCACCGCUGGUUGGCUCGUCAGCCUCAUCCUGCUGGUGUUCCUGGGUUUCAUGAGCUUCGUGACCACAACUUUUGUGAUGGAAGCCAUGGCCGCAGCCAACGCCCAGCUCCGCUGGAAGAGGAUGGAAAGCCACAAGGAGGAGGAAGAGGACGACUCCUCCACAGCCUCUGACAGUGACGUUCUCAUCCAGGACAAUUACGAGCGGGCAGAAAGGCGGCCCAUCCUGUCUGUGCAGAGACGUGGAUCUUCGAACCUUUUUGAAAUCACAGACCGGGUGGAGAUGGGGCAGAUGGCCUCCAUGUUCUUCAAUAAAGUGGGCGUCAACCUGUUCUAUUUCUGCAUCAUUGUUUACCUGUACGGGGACCUGGCCAUCUAUGCCGCAGCCGUUCCGUUCUCCCUCAUGCAGGUGACCUGCAGCACCCCUGGCAACGACUCCUGCGGUAUGGAAGCCGAUACCAAAUACAACGACACUGACCUGUGCUGGGGUCCCAUCCGCCGAGUGGACGCCUACCGCAUCUAUCUGGCUGUCUUCACCCUCCUGCUUGGGCCCUUCACUUUCUUUGACGUCCAGAAGACCAAGUACCUGCAGAUCCUGACCUCCCUCAUGAGAUGGAUCGCCUUCGCCGUCAUGAUCGUGCUGGCCCUGGUCCGCAUCGGGCGCGGGCAGGGGGAGGGCCACCCGCCCCUGGCGGACCUGGCCGGGCUCCGGAACCUGUUCGGCGUGUGUGUCUACUCCUUCAUGUGCCAGCACUCGCUGCCGUCCCUCGUCACCCCCGUGUCCUCCAAGCGCCACCUCACGCGGCUGGUCUUCCUGGACUACGUGCUGAUCCUGGCCUUCUACAGCCUCCUCUCCUUCACCGCCAUCUUCUGCUUCCGCGGCGACAGCCUCCUGGACAUGUACACCCUCAACUUCGCGCGCUGCGACGUCGUGGGCCUGGCCGCCGUGCGCUUCUUCCUGGGCCUCUUCCCCGUCUUCACCAUCAGCACCAACUUCCCCAUCAUCGCCGUGACGCUCCGCAACAACUGGAAGACGCUCUUCCACCGGGAGGGGGGCACGUACCCCUGGGUGGUGGACCGCGUGGUCUUCCCCACCAUCACGCUGCUGCCCCCCGUGGUGGUGGCCUUCUGCACCCAUGACCUGGAGUCCCUGGUGGGCAUCACGGGCGCCUACGCGGGCACCGGCAUCCAGUACGUCGUCCCCGCCUUCCUCGUCUACCACUGCCGCAAGGACACCGAGCUGGCCUUCGGCGGCGGGACGGCCAACAAACACAGAUCGCCUUUCCGCCACAGCUUCUGGGUGGGCUUCGUACUGCUCUGGGCUUUCUCCUGCUUCUUCUUCGUCACGGCCAACAUCGUCCUCAGCGAGACCAAGCUCUGAUGGCAGGACUACACGUGCGUCCAUGGUGACGAGCAUGGUGGCAGCCCCCCACCUGACCUCCGCACCCGCAGAGCCAGGAGCUGGGUGCCUCCC
Messenger RNA from Orycteropus afer afer, 1661 nucleotides. It is a transcript of the gene SLC38A12, whose product is annotated as transmembrane protein 104. NCBI's taxonomy places the organism in Eukaryota, Metazoa, Chordata, Mammalia, Tubulidentata, Orycteropodidae. The record is from RefSeq and is a predicted model, not a curated record.